This is a messenger RNA of Leptopilina heterotoma, 3447 nucleotides long. RefSeq lists its product as uncharacterized. Lineage: Eukaryota; Metazoa; Arthropoda; Insecta; Hymenoptera; Figitidae. Gene Ontology annotation, molecular function: nucleic acid binding. The record is from RefSeq and is a predicted model, not a curated record. The transcript has a single exon. The coding region runs from base 1 to 3447 and encodes 1148 amino acids. Gene Ontology annotation, biological process: DNA integration.
AUGUUCGAAUAUUCUAUUUGUUUAAAACUUUACGGUAAAGAAUCAGUUUUUCAAGUUACAAAAGAUGAAAAUGCAUUUAGAGAAAACGGUUUAAUUGGAAUGAAUUUACUUUACGAUCAAAAAUUUAAAAUUGACUUGGAAAAAGGUAUUUUAAAUUUAGGGCCUAAAAUACUUCAUCCGCAAUCUAGUGCAGAUAAGAGAGAUAAAAUCUGUUUCAUUAAUUUUGAAGGAGGAUAUUCAGCAGUUACAAAAUACAAUUAUGAAGGAAAACCGAUUUUACCACUAAAUACAGCAAAAAUUGAAAGUAUGUAUGAUGCUUAUGAAGACUUAUGGAUAGAUUCUAUAAAUAAAUUGAGUGACGAAAAAAUUUAUCAAUUCAACAGUAGUGAAAGAAUUAAAGAAUUACUAUCGAAAACACGACUAGACCACAUAAAAGAAGGAAAAGAAGAUUUACUAAGAAUUAUAACAGAAUUUCACGACAUUUUUCCAUUAGGAAACGACCCUUUACCUUUAACUAAAUUAACAGAGCAUACAAUUAGAACGACAGACGAUCAACCUGUAAAUACAAAACAAUAUAGAUAUCCACCUAUGUUACAGGAAGAAGUUUACGAACAAAUUAACGAAAUGUUAAAGAAAAAUAUUCUUCGAGAAAGCAUGUCUCCUUUCAAUUCACUGUUGUGGAUAGUUCCAAAGAAAAAAGACGCUUCAGGCAAAGUAAAAUGGCGAAUUGUUAUAGAUUAUCGGAAACUAAAUGAAAAAACUAUUUUAGAUAAAUAUCCUUUGCCAUGUAUUGAUGAGAUUAUUCAACAAUUAGAAAAUUCUAAAUUCUUUUCUUGCUUUGAUCUUGCUUCCGGAUUUCAUCAAAUAGGAAUGAAUCCCAAGGACAAAGAAAAAACAGCUUUUAGCACAAACGAAGGUCAUUAUGAAUAUAAUAGAAUGCCUUUUGGUUUAAAAAAUGCCCCUCCAACAUUUCAAAGAAUGAUAAAUAAUGGAUUAAAAGGACUAAUAGGUAAUGGAUGUUUUGCUUAUAUUGACGAUAUUAUUGUUUACGGAAGAACUUUGGAAGAACAUAAUAAAAAUUUGAAGAAUUUGUUUAUAAGACUACGACAAGUUGGACUCAAAUUACAGCCUGAUAAAUGCGAAUAUUUGCGACCAGAAUUGGAAUAUUUAGGUCAUGUUAUUACAAAAGAAGGUAUAAAGCCAAAUCCAGAUAGAAUUGAAAAAGUGAAGAAUUAUCCAAGACCAAAAACUCAAAAACAGAUUAAGCAAUUUUUAGGGCUUAUUGGUUAUUACAGGAAAUUUAUUAAAAACUUCUCUAAAAUAGCAAAUCCAUUAACUAAACUACUACGAAAGGAAAUUACAUUUGAGUGGACACAGAAAGAAGAAAACGCAUUUUCCGAAUUAAGAGAUAAAUUAAUAUCAGCACCGAUUCUACAAUUUCCAGAUUGGAAUCAAGUUUUCGUUUUAACAACUGAUGCAUCAAAUGAAGGAUUAGGAGCAAUUUUAUCACAAGGACAAAUCGGAGAAGAUAAACCAAUAGCAUUUGCUUCAAGAACAUUAAAUAAAGCUGAAAUAAAUUACACGACGACUGAAAAAGAAUUAUUAGCAAUUUUAUGGGCAGUUAAACAUUUUAGACACCAUCUUUUUGGACGAAGAUUUAAAAUUGUAACAGAUCACAAACCCUUAGUUUGGUUAUUUAAUGUAAAAGAUCCGACAAGCAGAUUAAUGAGAUGGAGACUAAAAUUGGAAGAAUAUGAUUAUGAAAUUAUUUAUAAGAAAGGAGUUGCUAACACAAAUGCUGACGCCUUAUCGCGAAUUCCAAGGGUUCAGAUGACAACAGAUGGUACAUAUGACACGUUAGAACAGCAGAACGCGCGUACUACAGGUGUAAACGAAGAAAAUGAUAACAUGGAAAUAGAUACGCAAACAGAAGUCGACAAUUCAAUAGUUGAUGACGAAAAUAAAAACGAAAAUAUGGAAAUAGAUUCACAGACGGAAGAAAGUGAUCAAUCAAUAAUUAAAGAUGAAUUUAAAGUAAUAAAGACUAUAAAAUUGAUUACAGGUACUAAAGAAAAACGACAAGGAUAUGAAAAUUAUUCUCUUUUGGAACCGAUAAGUAAUUUGAGAAGUAUACUUAAACCUAUAAGAGACACAAAUUAUAUUUGGAAAAUAUUAGUUUAUGGAAGGAAAACAAUACCAAAAGAAAGAGCUAUAUACAAAGUAGUAAGAGAUUUUAACGAGGAAACAGAAGUACAAUGGAUAAGAGAUAUACCUCAAAUAGAAAAUGAUGACGCGAAUAAAAUACGAUUGAAAAGAAAUAAAAUAGAACAAACCGGACAGUUAAUCAUAAGACAAGAAUUUGGACCGACAAAGAUAAAAGAAAUUUGGAUAACGAACGAAGAAACAGAAGAAGAUAACAAAAUAAAAAUUAGUCCUCAGGUGACAAAUGACCAAUUAACAGAAUUCUUAGAAAAAGAAACUAGAGAAGAAAGAAUAAGAAUUAUUUACGAAGAUAUAGAUGAAAGCAAAAUAUCAAGAAUUCUUUUUAAAAUGUGGAAAGGCGGUGAUAAGGAAAUAUAUUUAAUAAAGAAACACAUUGAAACAAAUAGAAGAAAAAUUAUAGCAGAAGCACAUGAAGGAAUAUUAGGAGGACACUAUUCUAAGGAUAUUACAGUGCAGAAGAUAAGAAAUAUGACAAACUGGCCCAACAUUACAAAAGAUGUUGAAGACUUUAUCAAAACAUGUGAUCUAUGUCAACGAUUUAAACAAAAUGAAAGAAAGCAGGAAUAUUAUGAAGAAUCAGAUAUACCAGAAGGACCAAAUGAUAAAAUAUCAAUAGAUCUAGUGGGACCAUUAAAUGAAACUACGAGCGGAAAUAAAUACAUUUUGGUGAUUCAAGAUUUUUUGACUAGAUAUGUGCAUUUGGAAUCAUUGAAGGACAAAUCAGCAACUUUAGUCAUAGAGGCUAUGUGGAAAGGAUAUUUAAAAACGAACGGAAAACCCUUAGAAAUACUUACUGAUAAUGGAAAAGAAUUUAUUAAUAACGAAUUCUCAGAUUUAAUGACCGAAUUAAAAAUAAAACAUGUAAAAACUUCAGUUUAUCACCCACAAAGUAAUGGAAAGAAUGAAAGAUCACACAAGAAGAUUAACGAAUAUUUAAGUAUUUAUGCGCAAAAAGAUGAAUGGUAUAAAGAGUUACCCAAAGCAAUGUUAACAUACAAUAUGACAAUAAACAGAAUUACAGGAUUUUCUCCGUUUGAACUACAGAAUGGCAGAAAAGCAAGAGAAGCAUUUGAAACAGCAAACAAAAUAACGAACCUCGUAAAGAAAAACGAAUUAAAACAAUUAGAACAUGAAAACAAAUUACAUGUUGCAAGAAGAAAUAUCAAUGAAUCUCAAAGAAAACAAAUUCUGACUGAUAAAAAGACAAUUGCAGUUGGGGAAUAA